Siniperca chuatsi (mandarin fish) is the source of this 1305-nucleotide messenger RNA. It is a transcript of the gene lsm3, whose product is annotated as LSM3 homolog, U6 small nuclear RNA and mRNA degradation associated. Gene Ontology annotation, molecular function: RNA binding. The transcript has 4 exons. Gene Ontology annotation, biological process: mRNA splicing, via spliceosome; P-body assembly. The coding region runs from base 133 to 441 and encodes 102 amino acids. The record is from RefSeq and is a predicted model, not a curated record. Gene Ontology annotation, cellular component: U6 snRNP; P-body; Lsm1-7-Pat1 complex. NCBI's taxonomy places the organism in Eukaryota, Metazoa, Chordata, Actinopteri, Centrarchiformes, Sinipercidae.
ACAGGCAGAUCAAUGCAGGAGAAAUUACUUGCAAACAAGUACGUCCGCUGCGUAGUUAUCUGAAAACAGGGGUUUUCUGCGAACCUGGCAACCCCCGUACAGGUCACACUACGCGACGCAGACUCAAAACCCAUGGCGGACGAAGUUGAGCAGCAACCAACUACCAACACGGUUGAGGAGCCACUCGAUCUAAUCAGACUCAGUCUAGAUGAGAGGAUCUACGUCAAGAUGAGGAACGACCGGGAGCUCCGCGGCCGACUGCAUGCCUACGAUCAGCACCUGAACAUGAUCCUGGGCGACGUGGAGGAGACAGUGACGACGGUGGAGAUUGACGAGGAGACUUAUGAAGAGCUCUACAAGUCAACCAAGAGGAACAUCCCCAUGCUGUUUGUCAGAGGAGAUGGCGUUGUCCUCGUAGCUCCACCUCUCAGGGUGGGCUAACCCUGACCACUUCCUGGUGUGAAGGAGCAUUUGUGACAGCUGGGAAGUUUGUAACCCUGAGGGAGAGGGGGGUGCUGUCAUGACAGGCUGAAGCAGGGAUUGGGUUCAAACAUCUUCAGCCCCCUCAGACUCUUGUCAACACCACCCUCUUACUUUACGUUCUUGACUCGAAGGUCAGAUGCUACACAAAUUCACACAAACUUCCAUUUGUGGGGCUGCAAGGAUAUAAAACAUAUUUUGGCUUCAAGAAAAAAAGUAAGGGGACUUUUGCUUUGGGCAAAUUGUUAUUAAAUAGAUUUUGUGAUUAUGGUUGAUUUCAGGCCACCAUUUGAGUUGUAUUUCUCAGGGUAUUUCAUUUGAUUAUGCUCAGUGCAGCAAUUAAUAAAUCCACACAGUUUGUUAAGCCAGAAAAAUUUAAUAUUUUUAAUCACUCCUAGAGGGUUUAGUUACCUCUUAUUCCCAGUCUAUUCAAGUACCAGAACAAGUUACAAAUGUCUCAUCAUGGUUUAUAGUAGCUGAACUGCUUCAGAUGGGUGUAUGUAAACUUGUUUUGCUCUGAGUUUAAAAAGUAUCAGACAGCACACUAAGCAGACAAGUUUUAUGUGAUUUUUGAUUUUGAAAUGUCUUGAGUGAAACUUUUAUGUUUGUUCCAAGCAAAAGUCUUGCAGUUAUUCCAAACCCAUGAUCUGUGAAUAUUUGGGAAGUUUGCGUUUCUCUGGGACGGUUUUAGUUUAAGUUUUUUAUACAUAUUUUUGUAGUGUUUGUAGGAAUUGGAAGUACAUCAUGUCAGAUGUGUCCGAUGUGUAAACAUUUAUUUCAUUUGGUUUUGGCAACUUGAAUAAAAAAGGUAAUUUGAAAAAGAAA